GGGCGGGACACGCGGGCGGGGCGGUGCGCGCUCCCCCACGUGGGCCUGUUCAUGGCGGUGCUCUCGUCGCUCUUCUUCUCGCUCUGCUCGCUCAUCGUCAAGGUGCUGGCAGACGUGAGUCCCAUGGAGCUGGCCGUUUUCCGCUUCGUGGGGAUUUUGCUGCCGACGCUUCCCUUGCUGAUCCGUCGAGGGGACCCGCCUUUCCCUCGAGGCCGCCGCUUAAUGCUUAUGCUUCGAGGCCUAGUUGGAGCUACGUCGCUGAUGCUCCAGUUCUACGCCUUCAGACACAUGCCUCUCGCCGACGCGUCCGUCAUUGUGUUCAGCGUGCCAGUGUUCGUGGCAGUGUUCGCGCGAGUGUUCCUCGGCGAGCCCUGUGGACUGUUCCAUGGCGUGGUCAUUCUGCUCACCCUCGCCGGCGUCAUUCUCAUUGCUCGGCCGCCGCUGCUCUUUGGCUCGCUCUCGGAUGCUUACACAACGGAGAACUGGUGGGGCGCGGCGGCUGCCAUAAGUGGCACGGUGGUAGCCGCCAACGUCUACGUGAUACUGCGAGUCUUGAAGGGCCUUCACUUCUCUGUGAUCAUGACCAACUUCGCUCUGGUGGCCCUGGUACUCACGCCCCUCGUGUCGUGGUUCAGCGGCGACGGGUGCGUACCACGCUGCGGGAACGAGCGCUAUCUCAUCCUCGCCAUCGGGAUUUUCAGCUUCGGUGGUCAGAUCCUGCUGACGAAGGCGCUGCAGUUGGAGCAGGCCGGCCCGGUGUCCAUCGCGCGGACAGCCGAUGUGGUCUUUGCGUUUAUAUGGCAAGCGAUCUUCUUCCAGGAAUUCCCCGACUCCCUGAGUCUGAUGGGAGCCUUGCUGGUGACAUCCUGCGUGUUUUUGACGGGACUGAGGAAAUGGGUCAUCUCCCUUCCUGAGACAUCGAGUGCGCGGCGGAGACUGCGCUGCCUCAUGUGCUGACUCCGGCCCUCCAGAAGCCGUGAGUGGAGCAGCAGCACAAGCUGCCAUGGCCAAGACUGCGUGGCCUUCCAUACUGGUAUGGCUGAGACACUGUGCGGCAUUAAAGACUGGUAUGAUUGAUAUCGCGUGGCUCUUCGGUACAGAUUGGUAUGGCUGAGACCAUAUAUUGCUAAGGAAGGGAAUUUGUGAGACUAUGUGUCCCCCAUAAGUAUAGAUUGUGUGGCCCUAUAGUCUGCCGUGGCCCAGACUGUGUAGUUCUACAGACUGGCACUGGAAACUGUGUGGCCCCAAUCUGCCAUGGUUGAGACUGUGUAGAUGUACAGAAUGGCUUUGUGGAUCCAGUGUGGCCCAAAAGACUGCCAUGGUUGAGACUGGUUCUACAGACUGACACCACUGAGAUUAUGUGGUCCAGUGAAUUGCCAUAGAUGAAACUGUGUGGCCCUCCAGUUUUGAUUGUUAAGGUUUUUUGACAUUGGCAAUUCUUAAAACUUUAAAUCUUACUUGGGGUUUUCUUCUAUUGUGAGGAGCAUGACCUGCUUCUCAGGUGACAUGAAUAGUUUACUGUAGGUAAGAAAGUUGGUAAUAAUUCUCUUUUCACAAAGAAAUUACAUAAAUUUCUUGAACAGGUAUUGCCUAACCCAUAUGAAAUGAAAGGCAGGAAUUAAUUGGGAACUAUGAAUAAAUAUCUGCAAUCAUAGCAGAAAAAAAUAUAUUAAACAAACAAAAAAGUAAUACAAAAUGAUAAUGGGUUGUUAUUUACCUGUGAACAUUAUAACUACUAGUUUCACCUUAGUCUUACCAUAAUGACACGUCCCUAUGGGCCUGUGUCGUAAACUCUGUUGAUUGCAGUACAGGCGUAGCUUUGCAGCACUGGACCUUAAAGGAUUAUCCUUAAUAAGGACUUAUUUAGCAGUAGUACUUUUAUUUUUACCCCAUUUUCACAUGUGUUUAAAAUUCCAGUUUGUUUUUGUGCAUAUUUUAUUUCUUGUUUCAAUACUAAUCUUAUGAUAGCCCUUUUUCAACAUCCUUCUGAUAAGCACAAUAAGCCUUUUUUGCUUUGAUUUAUGAGUUAUCCACUGUGUUAUAUGUUGCUCAUAGUAUCAUUAUUAUCUGCUAUCUCCUGUUUUUCCUGUGUGAAUAUCUUUCACGUCUUUCAACCAGCUACAACUUUCUACCUCAUUUCUCUUUGUGAAUAAAUAAAUAUUUCAAGUAAACAAGCACAUAAGCAUGCAUGCACACAGACAUACACACACAUACUGGUAAUAUACCAACGUAUAACUACAAAUAAUCUCUCUCUCUCUCUCUCUCUCUCUCUCUCUCUCUCUCUCUCUCUCUCUCUCUCUCUCUCU
Penaeus monodon (black tiger shrimp) is the source of this 2306-nucleotide messenger RNA. RefSeq names its product solute carrier family 35 member G1-like. Gene Ontology annotation, cellular component: membrane. NCBI's taxonomy places the organism in Eukaryota, Metazoa, Arthropoda, Malacostraca, Decapoda, Penaeidae. The record is from RefSeq and is a predicted model, not a curated record. The transcript is spliced from 2 exons. The coding region runs from base 52 to 957 and encodes 301 amino acids.